Molecule: messenger RNA, 2387 nt
Organism: Lingula anatina
Lineage: Eukaryota; Metazoa; Brachiopoda; Lingulata; Lingulida; Lingulidae
Product: beta-1,3-galactosyltransferase 1
Biological process (GO): protein O-linked glycosylation
Cellular component (GO): Golgi membrane
Molecular function (GO): hexosyltransferase activity
Source: RefSeq, a predicted model, not a curated record
ACUGUCUAUUUAUCUAGAGACAUAUUUGUGAAUAUCUGUGAAAAAUCAAUCUGUCACCCUGGUAGAGGGUAGAUAAAUAUGGGGUGUUAGAUGAACCCAAGACCAGAAUUGUCAUGUUUCUGAAGUCAGAACUCGGUAGAAAUCAUCAUAUUUCUACAAGCAACAUGAGUGAUCAUGUUUCCAGAAUAGAAAGAUUAUUAUGUAAUAUAUUAUGAUUUAAUAUAAGGAGACGGGAUUGGUCUCUGUUUGAGAAGAAUUGUAUAAAUUUAUAUGAUAUGUGAGUCGUUUGAAGAAUAGCAGAUAUAAUCACCUGUUUGUCGUGAUUGGCAUGCAUUCUCUUCUUCUGUUUCUUAGGUAUUAAUUAUAAAUUUAACAAUCAAAAAUAAGAUGCAGAAUUGUAGUUUGUUUUAAAAUUACUUUACAAAAAAAUUAUAAUUGUAAUUAUGCUCUUUUAUAGCAUUAUCAAAUCGAUAAAAGUGCCAUACAUUUUUUAUGACAUAACAUUGUAUAGAAAAUAUUUUGCUCUUUAUUACUAGCAUUGCAGGCAUUGUCUUGAUUUCUAUGCCUUUAAUUUGUAACGGGGAUGCGUUGUGAACAGAUUCAUAGAAUUGAUUACCAAGGGAUUAAGUGGUACACAAUACCUCAUUGCCAUGGUAACUGAAAGUCUCUCAAUCAUUGGCUCAAUCUCUUCAUCAUCUGCACGUAGAGAGCUUGACUGCAAUAAAGGAACGCCUUGCUGUGUGCUGAUAAUUGAUAUGCCUUCAGGUUCUAGUGUGUAUGUAUCACUGGGGUGGAUUUCAUCGUUCUGCAACCUGAGGAAAAUGUUGUUUCCAAGCACUUGAAUAAUUACGUGCCACAACAGCAAGACACGGGGAGCGGCCAUCUUUGAGUUUUCGUGUCGUGGUGGACCAUCCCAGUCAUGGAGUCCCAACCAAGUUUAUAGCAAAGGACAAUUUCAGUGAUCAGAUACCAGUGUUGUUUCUACAGAGAUAAUGUUUCCACGACGCACCGCAGUUUUACGGGUUGUGAUUGUUUGCGGUGUAGUUUUUACGUCACUUUCCAUGUGGAUAUCUUCCAAAAAUUCCUCUGACCUGGAAUACAGAAUGCGACAUCUUAUGCAAAAUGAACAGUCAAAUGGAAUUUCCCAGUUAAAAUCACUUACAAACAAUACGUCCGACCAAGCGGACCAUCGACAAGUAAUAUUAAUCCCGCCUACAUCUUCACGCUCAUUUCAGCCAACUCCAGAUUCCAAUGCAAAACAUCGUCACAUGGAAACUUUUCAAAACUUUUACGGAUCUCUCUCCAUGAAGGAUUUGGUGGCUUUCAAGAAAGAAUUCAGUCGCACUGAACGCUACAAUAAUAGCAAUAACCACGACUUUGAAUAUAUCAUAGUAAACAAAAAUUUAUGCUCGUCUCAAAGCCCGUUUGUGAUAGUUUGGAUUCAUACCUCGCCGGAUCACUUUAAACAAAGACUCAUGAUACGACAGACAUGGGGUAAUCCACGAAAUCACCCAGAUGGCAGCGUUAAAAUUAUAUUCAUAAUGGGGAAAGCUUCCUCUAAAACUCUGCAAGAUUCGCUACAUAUGGAAAGCGAGCGUUAUGGCGACAUUGUCCAAGAAAACUUUGUAGACUCCUACAAAAAUUUAACUUACAAAGCGAUCGCUGGUAUGAAGUGGGUUUCUUCUUACUGUAGCGGUGCCAAAUACGCGCUCAAGUCUGAUGACGAUAUUUUUGUAAAUGUUUUUAAUCUUGUAAGACAUCUUAAAAGUUUUGAAAAACACAAAGUCACAGAGAAAGUUUUACUGUGCAAUGUAUGGCACAAGAUGAGGGUGUUAAGAGAUAAGAAAAGCAAGUGGUACAUAGCCGAGGAAGAAUUUAAAGAUGACUUUUUCCCUAUGUACUGCUCGGGAUCGGCCUAUAUCAUGUCCGGUGACGUAGUAAAGGGGAUGUUCCAGGUUUCGCUUUCGACACCGUUCUUUUGGGUGGACGAUUUUUAUGUGACUGGCCUUCUUGCCCACAGGCUCGACUUAAAACACCAGUCGUUUAAUAGCGUCUACCACUUUAAAGCGGGAGCUGUGGAGGCCUUCACAGAGGGACGAAAGAGAGAAUUGCUGGUAUUUGCUCACUUACACGGUUUAAAUCAUUUUUAUAAUAUGUGGAACGGGGUGGUGAGGCGGGAAGCGGAACGCAGUCCACAUCUUUUAUCUCUGACAACGAGACAUUCUACCUGAAGAUAUAGACACAUAGUUGCGAUGGCCUACGGGUGACAGUGGAAUUCAAUUAAGACUUACUUUAUCUUACUUGAGUAUCUUUAUUUACUUUAAUGACAUGUGUCAUUACUCUUCCCUGUUCAUCUCGUUUUUGGUCAUAAAUUUCUAUUGAUUUUA